Molecule: messenger RNA, 6932 nt
Organism: Schistosoma intercalatum
Lineage: Eukaryota; Metazoa; Platyhelminthes; Trematoda; Strigeidida; Schistosomatidae
Source: the annotation of a GenBank genome assembly
AGAUAAACAGUAGUGAAAGGCGGGUGAGCCAGUUUGCCUCUCAUAGAUGACGGGCAAUUCUGACGAUAAGGUGAACCCGGACUUUUGUCGAGUUUGCCGAUGUGAGGGGACUGCUUCGAAACCUCUAUUUCAUCCUUGUUUGUGCACUGGGAGUAUUAAAUAUAUUCAUCAAGAUUGCCUCAUUCGUUGGCUUGAGUACAGCAAAAGAAAUACUUGUGAAUUAUGUAAUCAUCGGUUUGCUUUCACUCGAAUUUAUGCAUCUGACACUCCACGAUUUCUGCCGCUCACCGUGUUGGCUGUGGGACUGGCCAACAGCUUGCGUCGAUUUGUACUAAACUGGAUUCACUUGUCGAUUGUCUUCACUGCAUGGUUGGUUGUAGUUCCUUUAUCUGCCUGUCGCAUGUACCGUUGUCUUUUUACUGGUAGCGUUUUCUCACUCCUCACACUUCCAUUAGACAUGGUUUCCACAAAACACUUAUUACAAGAUUGUGUUCAGGGUUUCAUUAUUGUAAUCUUUGCAUUGGCCGCAUUUUUGGGUUAUGUUUCAUUGCGAGAACAACUUCUCCAAGGAACACCAGCAUGGUUGGAACGUGAUGCUCAUGCAGAAGCUCGUGGUGUUGAUCCUCCCCAUCCCCCUCGUCCUGCCGCUGGGGUCAAUGGUAGGCGACCUCUAUUUCCGGAUAUUUUCAAUAUUUUUGGUGUUGCAAAUGGUGGUGGUUUAGGUGCUGCAGUUUUCGGUGAAGGCAACGAAGAUCCUGUUGAACCUGAAAUAUUUAACAAUGAUGAACAGCAUCAUCAGACUGUUCAACAAGAAUUAGUGAAUUCUGAACUUAUCACGUGUUCCUCUCUAAAUCAACAACGACCGGUGAUUAACAGUGGUAUCUCAGAACUGUUAGAGCCUUCACACGAAUCGGCAGAUACUGUAAAUCGUGGAUCAUCAUCUAAUCCACAACAAUUGGCUUGGUAUAUGGAAAAUACAGGAGUUAAUUUGGAGGGGGAUAUUCCUGACGAAGAUGGUAGAGCCAAUAACGAUCCAGCAGAUGCAGAUGGUGCACCAGAAGCUAUGGAUUGGAAACAUUUAUUGGGUCUAGAUGGAUCUUUAAAUUUUCUGGAGCACGUUUUGUGGCUUAUUGCUUUAAAUACUUUGUUUAUUGUCAUAUUUGGCUUUUGUCCAUAUCAUAUGGGUCAGUUUACUGUGUUGGGAUUCAAUUUGGAGCAUUUUAUUAAUGCAACUCACAUGGAAGGAUUUAGUACAAGUUUAAUUGGUUACAUUAUUUUCGCUUUUGCUUUGAUUCUUAUGCAUGAAGUAUUCGCUAUUCUCAAUAUGCCUCGAGCUUGUUAUUGGACUGGUCUUGGUUAUAUAUACAUCAAAGUUGCUUUGGUUUCUUUAAUGGAAUUGGGUAUUUUCCCCAUUUUGUCUGGAUUUUGGAUAGAUGCUUGUACUUUGUCUCUAUUCAAUGCGACGUUAACUCAACGAGCUAGUGUAUUUCAUUAUGCACCAGUUGCUUUUACCUUUAUUCAUUGGGCGAUUGGAAUGUUGUACAUAUUUUAUAUGGCGUCUUUGCUUGUACUGGGUCGAAGUGUACUACGUCCUGGAGUUCUACGCUUCAUAUAUCAUUUUAAUGAUCCUGAUUAUAAGCCUAUUCAAGAUAUGAUACUUCAACCAUUACCACUAUACAUACAACGUUUAAUUGCUACUUAUUCAGUUUGGGGUAUAUUAAUUGUACUUAUGCUAUGGUUACCUACAGAAGUUAUUCGGCGUUUCUUUCCUAAAUUCUUGCCAUUUCGUAUUAAUGCAGCUUAUGACAGUCCAUUGGAUUAUUCAUUGGAAAUGAUACUAUUACAAGUUGUUCUACCAUUCUUAUUGGAUAAUCACGCUAAAACAACUCUUCGUCAGAUUUUACGUUGGUGGUGUAUAUGUGUAUCAUGGUUGCUUGGUUUACGUAGUUACUUGCUCGGUGAUAUUCCAUUUUCACCAGGGGAUUUUAUUGUUACUGAAAAUGGAACUGAAGUACCAUACAAACGACGUCGAGAUUCUCAUAAUCAAACAUCUAAUUUAAAUAGUCAUUCGGGAUUCAUGUCUGUAGAAUCGUCUCAACGGACAUUGACUAAUGAACCAGACGAUAUUUCGACAGAUUUGUAUGCUCCAAACUUAUCAUCGCCGUCAUCAUCUUAUGGACAGAUUACUUCAAUAAAUAAUCGAUUUCGUGAACAAUCCCAACCUGAAAAUAAUGAACAAGAUAACGUUAAUCAUGCAAACGCUGAUUAUGAUAACGAUGAUGAUACAGACUUUACUCGUUAUGUUCCAUAUAAACGAGGCAAUUUCUUCAAAUUACGAAUUACUGGCUUAAUUCUAAUCUUAAUUACUAGUUUGAUAUCUUUAAGUUUAACUGUACUAAUUGUACCAGUUGGUAUUGGACGUUUAUUAUUGUUGAAUUUAAGCGGAACUGGUUCUACAUCAAAGCAUGAUGCUAUCGCUUUAGUUGGUGGAUUCACUGUUUUGGGAAUAAUUCUCCGUCUAGCUCCUUGCAUACCACAUCUUUUCAAUGGAAUUUAUCGAAUUAUUAUGUUGAUUGGUCAAAGUGGUAGUUUAAUUAGCUGGUCUAGACCAUUACGUGUAUUUAGAAUUUGGACUCGUUUAGGUACAACAUGUGAAAUUACAAUACGACGACCAGCAUUACCAAUGGCUCCUAUGAUUGAUUUGAAUCGACAUUAUGGAUUUCAAUCUACUGUGGAUAUGAAUAUUGGGAUAUAUCUACAAAAUUAUCUACGAAUAUUAAUAAAUUGGUUACGUCUAUUUUGUAUUGCUGUAAUAUGUCUGGGCAUUCUCCCAACAGCUUUAGGAUUAUUAAUCAACUUCAUUUUCAUUGUACCCUUCCGUAUUGGACCCAAAAAAACCAUUAUUAUUGGGUUUUGGGAGCAUUGGAUAUUUGGUAUUAUGCAUUUAAAAGUGGUUAUCUUACUUACUCUUCUUGGACCGCCAUGGUGGUUACGAAAUCGUUUAGAAUUAUUUCAUGAUGAAAUGACACAUCAUCGACAAGAUGCUCGUUGUAUGCGUUUACUUUGGGCAAUCGCACCAUUGCUUGUAACUAUUGGAUUAUCGUUAAGUGUACCAUAUUUAUUGGCUUAUUAUAUUAGUCCAUUAAUCGCAUUAGAUAGCGAAGUUGCAUUUCGAUACAUAUAUCCAUUUCUUUUCGCCCUGUUCAUCUGUUCAGUGUUAUUGACUCUGUGUAUCGACCAAAUUCGACGUCUUUAUUUGCAUAUUAAAGAUGAAAAGUAGGUUUGUAGUAAAAAUCUUAUUAUUCUGUGUAGUCGACCAUUUAAAACAUAAAAUAUUUGUUCAAUAAAUAGGCAAAAUGCUGAGGUCAUACAUAGUAACUUCACAUUUUCCUCUUCCUUUGUGACUACAAUCUUGAUUUUCGAUUAUUUCUGAACAUUCUCAGAAGUUAAACAUUUCUAGUGAGUACAAUGGCGAGCGAAUUAUAUACUAGAAUUUUGGGAAAAUUCGAGUCAAUAAUAAUAAAACUACAGCCUUGAUUAUCUGGUAACUGAAUAGCUGAAAGCCAACGAAGUCAAGAUGAUUGCAACCAUCGAACGCAUAAAUACAAUGCGAUAUUUUUGAAUCAACGGAAAACACCCAUUAAGAAAGAUUAGAUGAGCGAAGAGUUCUCUUUUCGGCGAAUUCAUUUUCAAAGCUGUACAAUCGCAAAUAUAUUUUUUUACAGGAUGAUAAUGGUACUGAUAAUAACCUUCUGUUAGGCAUGUUGACAGUGAGGUUGAAUAAACAAAUUUAUUAGAAAAAAUUCUUUCAAAAACAAGGAAAGUUUAAUAAUCGUUUGAUUGUUAAUGGCAUAAGUAUUCCUCAAAAGAUAGAUAGGGAAACGGAUAGCUCAGCAUGAUAAAAUAAAUGUUGGAAAUGAGAUUAAAUGUAAUGAAGAUGAUCGUGGAAACAAAAUGAACCAGUUGGGGGGUAGAGAAUUUAGGGGAAAGCUGCAGGGUGAAGCAGAUGACUGUAAAGGAAGAAGAGUAUGAAGAAAAAAAAUUAUAAGACAUCAGGACUAUGGUAGAAGAAGGGGUUGUACCAAUCGUUUUUGCACACACAAUUCUGGUUUUUCCAGAUGUAUGACUAAUACUUCGGUAAUACAAAGAAGAUGCAGUCUCAUUGUUUUGGGAGACUUCUGCUUACCUUGUAGAUGACUUUGAACGCAGAGUCUGUAUUGAUUGAGUGACCUGUGUUCACAAAAUGUUCAAUUACUGAGCUUCUUAUUGAACCGCUUCCUCCUCUUUUUAGCCACGCCGGACAAGGUUCUUGAAUUCUUUUGGAUAAAGUACGCAUCGAACGACCUAUAUACCUAGCUCCACAUGAGCAGGUAAAUUGAUAAAUGCACAUUGAUUUGGUCAGAUGCGAUAAUUUAUCUUUAAAAUUAUUGGUGAACAAUGAUCGGCUGGGGAAUACUAUUUGCUAUGUUGCUGCGGCGAGUGUUCUUUUUGAAGAAACGGAGAUUCUUCUCAUUAGAGUGUGUGUGGCUGUCACCCUUGAAUUCGAUGUUCAUGUAUAAAGUUUUCUUUUCUACUGUAGUUAUCUACGUUUUCGGCUUAAUGCUCUUAUCAAUAAAAAUCGAAGGAUAUCCGUUUUUAAUAAGUAUCUCAUUCAGGUGGCAUAAUUCUUCCUCUAUGACGUCGUGACUACAGUUUUGUCGUCUUCUUGUUGCGAGUGUUAUUAUUAGUUUUUUUCUUCGACUAAUAGGGACCCAGCUGUGGAAACUUGAUAGUUGGUCAUUCCACAUGGAUCUCCUGUAGUUAGAUCUUUUUAGAGUACCAUCUUUCUUUCUUGUCAUUUCCAUGUCAAGAAAGUGACUAUUUUGUUUGUUUUCAACUUCUAAUGUGAAUUUUGUUGUUGGGCGGCAAUUAUUAAAAUGUCUUCAGAAGAUGGCUCAAGUCAUAUUUGUUGUCACAAACGAUAAAGAUGUCAUCAACGUAUCUUUUAUACAAGUGAAUUUUUUCUAUAACGCUUUCAGUUGAUUGUUUUUUAGCCAUAAAGCAGUCUGCAAGUAACGGACCCAGAGGGGAUCCCAUUGCUAUGCCGUCCUUCUGUUUAUAAAUUACGUAGUUGGACGUAAACUGUACAAUGCAAGUGCACCGCAAUAAUAGUUUCUUCAAAUAAACAUCCGGUAUUCCGAUGUUAAUCUGAUUGUUAUUUACGUACCUGCAGAUGGAAUUAAUGGUCUCUGUGAGUGGAACAUUAGUGAAUAAUGAUUCGACAUCCAGAGAUAAUAUAUUUUUGUCAUUUAUAUUCACUUCUUUUAUGUGCUCAAUAAAUUCAGAAGUAUCACGUAUGGAGUGUUUACAAAUGUGUUUUCUGAUGGGUUCUAAGAGAUUUGUCAGCCACUUUGCGAUAAAAUGGUAAGGAGAUCCUGACAUAUCGAGAAUAGGUCUGAGAGGUAGGCCAGGUUUGUGUAUUUUUUGGCAGACCAUAUAGUCGCUGUAUUAUUGAUCCUGUUGGUUUUAUGCGCUCAAAGACAUGUAAUUCAAUUAACUGAUCAUUUUUCAUUCUUUUAAGAACUUCAAUUAGUUGUUUUUCUAUAACUUGUCUUGUUUUUCUCAUUGAUUGGUUUUGAGAAUUUGGUGUCAUCUAAUAACGUUGUCAUUUUUUCAACAUAAUUAUUGCGGUCUAGCAGCACUAAACCAGCGCCUUUAACUGGACGUGUUAUAAUCAAGUCUUUAUUAGUUCUAAGUAGUUUUAGGUGAUUUCUAUGUUCUUUCGUUAGAAGACUUUUGUCUGUUACUUUUGUGCUAAUAUAUUGGUUGCGGCUAUCGAGAAGAGUAGAUUUGAAACGUUGGAAUUCUUGGUCAAAGACUGUAUUAAGACUAUUUGAUUAAAUUUUCGAACUAAACAUGUGAGGAUUUUAUUAAUUUUUUCAUUUCAUCUUUAAUGUACUAUCACAACUAAAAACUGAACAGAUUUAACAUAAAGAAAUUUCAAAGAAGGAUAUGUUUGUUUUCGACGAAAUUAUUUAAUUUAGCUAUACAUCCAUGAUCAAAGAGGUUAGAGAACAGUAGCAGGAUGAAAAUAAUUUACGGGACAGAUAUGAAGACGAAACUGAUGUUGAUUUUGUCGUUCUCUUUAGUUUUAUUCCAUGAUAAAAUAGAUUGAAGUUUGAACCUAUUACACACAUGAAAUAUGUAAACGUGCAUAGAUCCCUUUCUGAAGCUCAUUUUAAGCUGUACAUAUGAAAAUCUUCAAAUUUUUAGAUAUUUAGUUGGAAAACAACUGCUAAAUUUUCGACCAUCACCAAGUCAAUCAUUAGUUCCAGCAUCAUCAUCAUGACUGUCCAAUUGCCAGUUAGUUAAUUUGGACAUACACUACCAAUUCACAUUGUCUAGACAUGUAAAGUUCAUCACUUGGUAUUUUUUGGAAGAAUCCCGCAACUUCACGUCUGGAACGACAUUUUUUUUUGUACUCACUAAUGAUAUUUACUGUUUCUAACAACCCAACAUUUUUAAAGAAUAUAACUGUUAGAGUAUUAUUUUGCAUAUACAAUAAAUAUACACCUCCCCAACUCGGGCACACAAACAAGUACACUAAUCAAUGAUCUUUGAUUUAUUCUGUAUUUAAAAUAUUUUCUCGAAAAAAACAAAACACGCGACUAGACAAUAUUUAUAAAAAUACAUUUUUCUUAUAUCAAUUUUCUCGUGCUUUUUGUUUUCACUUGAAUAUGCUUUUAAAAAUAAAAAUAAACAAAGAAGGUUAAAAAUGAUAGCAAAUUAAUGACAGAUGCAUAAUAUGAGCUGUACCAAACAGUUAAAAAAUGUGUCAAUACAAACCGCAUACGCUCUGAGAAAAUAAAUUUUUCUAUUAAUGUGUACACUGUUACUACUAUAAAGUAUAUAUAAUAUAACGCUUGUACAUUACUAUUAAAUAAUAUUGUACC